Gamsiella multidivaricata is the source of this 1644-nucleotide messenger RNA. RefSeq lists its product as uncharacterized. Gene Ontology annotation, molecular function: arginine binding; L-glutamate N-acetyltransferase activity, acting on acetyl-CoA as donor. Lineage: Eukaryota; Fungi; Mortierellomycota; Mortierellomycetes; Mortierellales; Mortierellaceae. The transcript is spliced from 2 exons. The record is from RefSeq and is a predicted model, not a curated record. Bases 1 to 1644 code for a protein of 547 amino acids. Gene Ontology annotation, biological process: L-arginine biosynthetic process. Gene Ontology annotation, cellular component: mitochondrial matrix.
AUGGGCACACUGCCCUCCCCUAGAGAGGCGCGCCAAUUUCUCACCAGGUUCUCCCUGCCCGCGGCAGUUCUUCCUCAAACAACAUCGGUAUCAUCGGCUCAAUUGAUACCAGGGACAACACGCACGGCAACCGCGGGAACAACAGGAGUGGCUGCAUUGCAGGCGUCAGGAACAGCAAUAGCAACAACCAGCCAGAACUUCGUCGACACUCUCAAUUGGCCCACAGAUCAUCUCGCCCUGAUUAAGUUGGAAGGGCCUUUUGAAAAGGACAGUUUAAAGGCGAUUGCCAACACUCUUGUGCAGCUUCAGCGUCUCGGUCUUAUGAGUGUGAUCAUGCUGGAUAAUCAAAGUUGGUGGCGAAAUCAGAGCGUGCCCCUGAGCGAGUCCCUGGCGUCUGAGGUUGAACAGCAAUCUGUCGAAACCAGGAAACGAAUGAUGAAAGAUAUGACGGAAGUCGUAGAGGAGAUUGAGUUGUGCGGAGGCAAAGCUCGUCCCGUCUACGAGGGUGUCUUUGAAGGCAUGGAUCAUCACCAUUUCGAUCAAACGGAUCGGAUAGCAGGGCAACUCGGCAGUGAGGAGAUCGUGAUCCGUCCAGGCUUGCAACCUAUUCAAUCCUGUUUAAAGCUGCAGCAGAUUCCAGUUAUGAUCCCGAUGGCCGCUACUGCACAAUGUCAACGAAUCCCUGUCCAGAGCAACAAGGCCUUAGUCGCGCUCGCAAAGCACAUGGGAAGCACCGCUGGAGAGUACCAUCAGUCGUUGGUACCCAUGCGCCUGAUUGUCAUCAACACCACAGGAGGUAUCCCUCUUACACGUACCAAAGGCAUCCAGGGCCCAACACAUUGCUUUGUAAACCUUAAGGACGAGUACAGCACCAUCAUUGACGAUCUGGACAACAUGGACCAUCUUCCAGAGCAGCUCGCCCAAUCCUACCGAUCAGAUCUAGACAUGAUCAAGGAAUGUUUGGAGUACUUGCCACCAACUUGCUCGGCGCUAGUGACCUCGUCACCUUCGCUUACGCUCAUCACCAACCUAAUCACAGACAAGCCCUUGUUUUCGUCCACCAUGAGAGGACAGGAUCCCAAGGUAAUGCUAGCCACGACCGUUCUGCGCAAUGGCUUGGAUAUCUUUACGUUUCGCAGCAGCCUUGAAGGGUUAGAUCUAAAGCGACUGCAGGGCCUGUUGGAAUCGAGCUUUGGUAAACCCCUGGACGCAGAAGGUUUCUAUGCUCGAAUCAAGGAUACGACAAAAACGGUUAUCUUGGCCGGCCAGGACUAUAUGGGUGCCGCAAUUGUCACGCGUGAAGGAGGCGAUGUUCGGAGGUCAGGAGACGAAAGACGCACCUUGGCCAGUGUGGCCUACCUUGACAAGUUUUCGGUGGCGCCAAAGAGUCAGGGCAUUGGCGUUGCAGACAUUUUGUGGAAGAAGUUGACGGACGAGUUUUCAGAUUUGGUCUGGCGCAGCCGAUCUGAUAACCCUGUCAACAAAUGGUAUUUUGACCGUGCGGAUGGAAAUAUCAAGAUCCCAGGGACAAAUUGGACGGUGUUCUGGUAUGGCCCCAAGGGUUUAGGGCUGAUCCGGGACUAUAUCCAGAUCUGUCGCGACAUCCCAGCCUCGUUCCACGCUAUCCAGGCUCCAAAAAAGUAG